Molecule: messenger RNA, 1109 nt
Organism: Aethina tumida (small hive beetle)
Lineage: Eukaryota; Metazoa; Arthropoda; Insecta; Coleoptera; Nitidulidae
Gene: pinta
Product: retinol-binding protein pinta
Exons: 1
Coding region: 191-1045 (284 amino acids)
Cellular component (GO): membrane
Molecular function (GO): phosphatidylinositol bisphosphate binding
Source: RefSeq, a predicted model, not a curated record
CAAUUGACAUUUUGGGUUAAUUAGCCUAAUUGAUUAAGUCAAAAACAUUGAACAAUCUUAUCAAUGCCUGGUUAGAUAAAUUAUUUAUAGUUGGGUGCUUGUCGUUACAACGUUAGUCAUAGUCGAAUGUGGGCCAAACGAAUUCAUUGUUCCAUAAUGUUAUUGUAGUAAGAGUUGUGCGACAAAUAACAUGACCGGUGCCAACAAGUACGUGUUCCCGUUCGACGACAAAGCCAAACAGUUCGCCGAGGAACACCUGAACGAAACCGAGGAAAAUCGCGAGGCCGCCUUGAAAUCAAUCAAGCAAUGGAUCCAAGACAACAGCCACCUGAACGCAAGAACGGAAGACGAGCACAUCCUGCCGUUCCUGCGCGGCUGCAAAUUCAAUUUGGACAAAACCAAACAGAAAAUCACGAAUUUUUACACGAUGAAAAGAGACAGACCGGAAUGGUUCGAGAACCGAGACCCUUCACUGCCCGAACUCCAAGAACUAGUUAGGUUAGGAGUGUUCGUACCGUUAAGGCAAUUACACGACAACAAACUGGUUGUUAUCAUCAAAACAGCGGCGCACGAUCCGAGGCGGCACAAGCAAGACGACGUCUUCAAAGUGGGAAAAAUGAUUCUGGACGUCGCCUGUAUGGAGUGCGAAAUCGCCUCCGUCUACGGAGUCGUGGCGAUUUUCGAUAUGACCGGCGUCAGUUUGGCUCACGCCAGACAGCUGCCGCCCAGAGUUAUCAAGAAAGCUGUGUUCGCCUGGCAGAAUUACCACUGCAGGCCGAAGCAACUCGAAUUUGUUAACGCACCCGUUUACAUCAACGUGGUGCUUAACGUUUUCAAAUCGUUUAUGUCGGAGAAGCUGAAGGGGCGAGUGAAGGUGCACUUCAAGGGGUUUGAAGACCUUCACAAGUCCGUCGAUAAGAAUAUACUGCCCGAGGAAUAUGGGGGAUGUGGGGAGGACUUGGCUGAUUUAAGACAGUAUUGGGAAAAGAAAUUGGUUGAAUACACCGAAUGGUUCGUCGAGGACGGGAAAUACAAGGCUGAAUAAAUUAUUUAACGUAUUUUAUUGUGACUGUAUGUUAUUAUUUUAAUAAAUGUCUUUUUUAUUUAAA